Messenger RNA from Dendrobium catenatum, 1328 nucleotides. RefSeq lists its product as uncharacterized. The record is from RefSeq and is a predicted model, not a curated record. Bases 36 to 1178 code for a protein of 380 amino acids. The transcript has 2 exons. Lineage: Eukaryota; Viridiplantae; Streptophyta; Magnoliopsida; Asparagales; Orchidaceae.
UCAUGAUCCUAAGGACCUAAACCCUAAUUAGAUAAAUGUAUGUAGUUCCCCAAAAACUUAACCCCACAAAACGUUACCCUCCUCUUUCGAAACUUACACUGAGAUCCACAAUUUUGGGAUGCCCUUUAAAGCUACCUAUAGUCCCCAGAAACAGAGGAAGAACAACAGAGAAGAGGAACGAAAUGCUUCAACUAUCUCUUUCUUUUAUCAUUCUAGCCUCUCAAAUCUCUAUUAUGCGAGCUCUGCCCCUGCAACUGGACCCUGAUCCGGCGGCGAUCCAGCCUUCAGUGGUCUUCCCAACUGCAUCACCGCUGACGACGAUCCCUGCCUUCCCGGAACAAUCGGUCGUCACUUCUGGGGGAACCGCCUGUCCACUCGACCUCUCCGACGACCUCAUUGCCGGUAUCUCAGCAUCCUGCUCACCCCGCCAUCGCCGCCCUGCCACCCGGGCUCGUUGCUGCCCAUCCCUCGCAGCCGGCCUCUACUCAGCCUACGCUGCCUCCACUCUCUCGGCUACCUCCUACUCUCGCGGCAACCUGCCGGAGCUUCCCGACGACUCCGAGUCCUGCGCCAGCGCCGCCGAGCGUACUAUUACAGCGCGCGGAGUGGAGCUCCCACGCGUGAACACCACGUGCGGGGCUGCGUACUGUUACUGCGGGAUCCGGUUGCGCCGGCUGUCCUGCUCCUUCGCGGCGGCGGCAGGCGUCGUCGGUGUGCAGGAUAAGUGGGCCCCGCCUGGGGUGUGGGCCCGGAGGCUCAAGAAGGACUGCGCCCUACCUGGGCUAGCCGGGUGCUCGCUCUGCCUCAGAGCGCUCAACGAGGGUACUGCCGGUAAUGAUAGUUCGAAGGACCGGAAAAGCGUGACGCCUCGUGACAACGACUGCCAGCUCAUGGGACUGACAUGGUUACUGUCCAGGAACCGAACCCGCUAUUUGCAGACCGCCACCGCCGUUCUGCGUGCAUUCAUGGCGGCGGAGAGCGGCGCCUCCGGGUCCAGCGGCGCGGAAGUGUGGCCCUCCGUCUGCCAUCAUACCCGCGAAGAGAUGCCGAUCGCCGUGGGCUCGUCUGAGAUCGGCGACGAUGGUUACAAUGACUUGUCGGCGGCCGCCGCGCAGCCGCCGAUUCUUCUUCUGAUGUGCUAUGCUCUCCUCUAUGUGGCAUUCUUUCUUAGUCGUUGAUAUCUUUGUAAUUUUUGGAUUUUAGAUUUCGUACAUGAGAAGUUACCAUAUUGUAAUUAUAUGGAUGGCUAUCUUUGUAGGCGUGAUCGCUUUCGUUUAGUCCGUAUGGAAUUUGUUUGCUUUCUAUGAUGAUGGGUGGUGGUGUGGCAA